Nothoprocta perdicaria is the source of this 1086-nucleotide messenger RNA. RefSeq names its product abhydrolase domain containing 11 (gene ABHD11). NCBI's taxonomy places the organism in Eukaryota, Metazoa, Chordata, Aves, Tinamiformes, Tinamidae. The record is from RefSeq and is a predicted model, not a curated record. Gene Ontology annotation, cellular component: mitochondrion. The transcript has 4 exons. The coding region runs from base 47 to 661 and encodes 204 amino acids.
GGCGCUGGACGCCCGCAACCACGGCGGCAGCCCGCACAGCCCGCACAUGAGCUACGAGGCCAUGAGCCUGGACGUGCAGCAGCUGCUGGCCCGCCUGGGCAUCACCCAGUGCGUCCUGCUGGGGCACAGCAUGGGCGGCAAGACCGCCAUGGCGCUGGCGCUGCAGCGGCCAGACCUGGUGGAGCGCCUCAUCGCCGUGGACAUCAGCCCCAGCACGACCGCCACCGGCUCCGAGCUCUCCGCCUACGUGUCCGCCAUGCAGGCGGUGACGAUCCCCGCGGGCCUGCCGCGCUCCGCCGCGCGCCGCCUGGCCGACGAGCAGCUGCGCCCCAYGGUGCAGGCGGCAGAGCUGAGGCAGUUCCUUCUCACCAACCUGGUGGAGGUGGAGGGCCGCCACGUCUGGCGCCUGAACCUGGACGCUAUUGCCCAUCACCUGCCAGAUAUCAUGAACUUCCCUGUCUUCCACAAGCCAUAUCCAGGCCCCACGCUUUUCCUGGGAGGAUCCAAGUCACCCUAUAUCAGCCCCAAGGACUAUCCGGAGAUCCGGCGCCUCUUCCCAAAGGCAGAUAUCCAGUUCAUUGAAGGMGCCGGCCACAUAGUCCAUCAGGAUAAGUUUGAAGAAUUCAUGACUGCCGUCCUCAAUUUCCUGCCACCCCCRUAGAGCCGGGGGCUGCAGUUUCGCUGAGCACCCCAUGGGACCCGGGAGCUCCGAGAGGGACGUCAGGCCUCCCGGGCGGUGGGAGAAGCAGCUCCCAGCCCAUCGCUCCCUGUGCAGGGAGAUCCGGCCUGCAGAGACCCUCCCACACAAGUCGGAGCUGGUGCUGAGAUGCCCCCCUUGCCCAGCCCUCUGACCCGUGGGGAUGCAGAGCAUCGCAAGCCCAGACGCUGUUCUUGAGCACACAGAGCCAGGGGCUGCACGCCAGCGUCUCGGCUGUUCUAGGGGAGCAGGAGAGCCCUCAGGAAGGAGCUCCGCUCCGCCGGGGCCGCUCYGACCCUCGCCUUGGGCUCACAGGGAUUUCCUGCCUCUGGAGCACCCAGUUGCGGAGCUGCCUGUGGCUGUGCAGGACGUGCAAUAAAGCUGAAACA